This is a messenger RNA of Paramecium tetraurelia, 2634 nucleotides long. RefSeq lists its product as uncharacterized. The record is from RefSeq and is a predicted model, not a curated record. The transcript has 5 exons. Lineage: Eukaryota; Ciliophora; Oligohymenophorea; Peniculida; Parameciidae.
AUGCUAUAAAUUAAUAUAGAGGUGCAAACUGUUUAUUUUUAUAUAGAUUCACCCAUCACCUAUUGCCACAUGCAACUAAACGAUUCUGUUACUGCAGUCAUGCUCAAUAGUUAACUUAAAUGCAAAUGCUAUGAACAAUAAGACAUUUAUGAGAAGGCUGAAAUCAGAACCCAGUAUGAUCCAAAAAAUAAAAAAAAAGUAUGUCUCCCCUCAUUAUCCAAGCUCAAAUUGAUCUUUUUUGAAAAUUAGAGCAAAUUCGGAGAGGCAGUCUUCGAUUUGGACUUUUAUGUUGAGAACAAAUUCUAAUAAUUAUCUGAUAAACUAUCCAUUCAGAGUGAGCAAAAUGAGGAAGCACAAUUAACAUUCAUGUUCGAAUGGCAAUUCAUCGAAAAGCCUUCUGAAAUCAACCCUAAAAUACUUAAUCCCUAUCUUUCAGCCAAUAGUCCUCCCAAUACACAACGAAAUGGAGGGUAGAGUCCAAAACGAUUGGUUUAAUCCAAAAGAAUUGGAGAAGAAAAUGAGAAGAGAACUACUCAUGUAACGUAUUCCUAGUGGAAGGACCAUAAAGAAUACUUAAAAAACCAAUAGGAACGAAAACUAAAAGAACCAAAGCAGCCACAAAAGGUGAUAAUGGUUGACGAUUACAAUUAUAAUUGGACUGAUAACUUAAGAAAACCAGAUGCAUAAGUAAGAGUUGCUUCACCUCCAAAAAGAUUUGGCACUCCUACAAAGGUAAACAAGAAGUUUCAAAGCCCUGUGAAUAACCUAAAUCAGUAAAGAUAGUAGGAGUAUGAAUUAAGAAUGAUUAAUGAAAAAUUAAGUAAAGUAGACAAGUAAUUGCAAUAAAUGAAUAAUGAAAAUAAAGAAGAAGAGAAAAAAAAAUAUUCAUCCAAAUUAAAUUAAAAAUUAAAAUCGCGUUAAUUAGAUGAUUUUAAAAAUGGCUAUAAUGAAGAUCAAACUAUUAGUCAAUCCGAAAAGGGAACCAAAUAAAAAUCCCUCAAUUUUCAAUACUUUGUGGAUCAAAAAGACUCGAGGGAUUAUUAAUUCAUGUACAAUAGUCAAAUCUAAGCACCAACUCAAUAGUAUUAAGCCUCUGAUUAAUUGACUAAAUCUCUACAUGAUCCAAAACAAGGAUUAAAAUCAAAUUCUAUCAAUCUGGAUGUCCCCAAGAGUGCUCCAAAACCAAAAGAAUUACAAUAAUAAUUAUCCUCAAGAAGUAAAACUUAACAAUAAGAGGAUUUAUAAAAUAGUACUUAAUUUAAUAAAUCUGAUAAGUAUGAUGAGUUGAUGAAAAAAUAUUUGGAUUUAAAGGAUAAGUAUGAAAAUUCCUGUAAUGAGUUUUCUCUAUUAUCCUAAACUUAUUCUUCAUUAAAUGAUCAAUAUACGUAAGUGGUUUAACAGAAUAAGUAGUAAUAAUAAUAAAUUGUAUAUUUGUAAUAAUAGCAAUUAAUUAAUGGGAAUAGUGAUUAAAUCUCUCAAUCCACCUUUAAUGAAGAAAUAAUCAAAAAAGAACUUGAAUUUCUAUAAAGAGACAACAACAUGCUUAAAUCUCAUUUAGAGCAGAGUCAAUACAACGUGACUUAAUUGCAAAAAGAGAAAGAAAAGAAUUAAAACGAAAUCUAUAAUUUAAAGAAUAAUUUAAUGAUGAUCAAUUCAGAAAUAGAAAAACUCCAAGAAGAAGCAUAAUAAAUGAAAAUAGAAAUGAAAUAAAAUAAUUAAGUUGAACAACCAUAAAGCAGUUAUGCUAAAAUAAAUUAGAAAUCAGAAGCUCUCCCCAUUAAUUAAUUGAAAACAUCAUAAGAAAACUCAGAUAAUCAGUUGAAAGUAGAAUUAGAAUAACUGAAAAUGGAAUAUUCAUAAAUAGAAAAAGAAAAUUAAAAUUAUAAAAAAUAAGUUGGCAAUUUAAAUUAAAUGAUGCAAUCUUUGGAAGAUGAAAUCACUUAAUUGAAGGAACAACUUGAAGAAAAAAAAUAAGAUGUCAUCAGAAUGUAAGCUUUGAGUAAUAAGGAUAAUAUAGGAGACAUUAUUGAUGGUUAUAAACAGGUAAUUAAAAAGAAAGAAUAAGAAAUUUUGGAUUUGGAAGAAAGCAUAAAAUAAAUGAAAAAAUAAAUGUAAGUUUUAGAAAAUGAGUCGCCAUCUGAAUUAGAUUAGAAGUAAGAGAUAGAAUAAAAAUAUAAUUAAAAAUUGAAAGAUCUUUAAGAUGAAAUGGAGAAACUUUAGAAUGACAAUUAAUAUUUAAGACAAAUCCUAUCUUCAACUUAAAAUUAAUAGCAAUCAGCAUCUUAAUAAUAAAAUAAGAAUUAAAUGAAUUAAUAGGAAAAUAAUUUCAAGGGAUCAAGUUUUAGAGGGGAUGAUGGGGAUAAUGAAUGUGAAGCCUUAAAAUAAGAAAAUGCCUUAUUAAAAAUUGAGUAAAAUAAAGAUAAAAUAAGAAUAGAAACUUUGACAAAGGAAAAGGAGUUUUAGAAAAACAUAGCUGAAUUUACUGAUUAAGAACUGAUGAAGGCUCAAGAACAGAUCAUGUCUUAAAAACAAAGGAUAGCAGAUAUUUUAAAUUUGAUAAUGAUUAAAGGUGAUGCAAAACAGAUGGAUGAUGUAGAAAAGUUACUCUAGAAUAAAGAUUUUUUGUCUCUUUGA